Mugil cephalus (flathead mullet) is the source of this 4602-nucleotide messenger RNA. RefSeq names its product R3H domain-containing protein 1. NCBI's taxonomy places the organism in Eukaryota, Metazoa, Chordata, Actinopteri, Mugiliformes, Mugilidae. Bases 371 to 3739 code for a protein of 1122 amino acids. Gene Ontology annotation, molecular function: nucleic acid binding. The record is from RefSeq and is a predicted model, not a curated record. The transcript is spliced from 27 exons.
CCGUCUUACACUCUCACUCAGUCGAGCGAGCGUACAGGAGGCAGCAGGCAGCUGCCGAGGAGCGAGCUGGAAGGCGACUCCAGCCUCCUCCAGCACGAAUCGUGCCUCCUGUACAAUGGAAACUAAGCGGCCGCGUAGCAGAAGGGAUGGAGGGCAGAGCUGCCGGGCAGGUCAGCAGGGGUCAUGAGGGCGUCGGACGCCCCGCUCGCUGUUCAGAGCAGCUGAAGCAGACAUGGGCAAAGAAAUCCCGGACGGCAUCGGUAGGCCCAGCCUCAUCGACUUCACCAGCCGCACCGUCGUUUGCAACAACCACCACUGGCUACGCAACAAGUUCUCUGUAUUCGCCGGCGUCUCCCUGUAAGACUUUGCAAUGAGAAUGUCCGAUACCAUUGACGCUGAAACGAUGAAGGUUCCCGAGGCCAACGACGCGGUGUCAUCAUCAGCGAAAGACAGCGCCGCCAAGUCGGAGGUCCCCGAGCCGAGCCAGAGCAGCAGAGAUGAGCACAGCAGCAACAAUCAGAGGGACGCGCAGUCUGCGAAGCACUCCAAGUCCAACACCAGGCUAAAGCUCGUGCGGAGCCUGGCGGUGUGUGAGGAGUCCUUUUGCCCCAUACCCGAGCCUUCAGCAGCACCUCAGGAUGGAUUCCUCCUGCAGCCCUUUGAAAAGGAAGAACGGGCCGCGCAGGAUCAAGCUGAGAAAGAGGACAGCUGCAAGGUGGAAAAACCGGAGAAGGCGCCGAGAAAAAUGCUGUCGAGAGAUUCCAGUCAAGACUACACAGAUUCCACUGGCAUAGACCUCCAUGAGUUCCUGGUCAACACGCUGAAGGGCAACCCCAGGGAUCGAAUUAUGCUGCUGAAGUUGGAGCAGGACAUCUUGGAUUUCAUCAGCAAUAAUGAAAGCCAAAAGAGGAAGUUCCCGCCCAUGACGCCCUACCAUAGGAUGCUGCUCCAUCGAGUGGCCGCCUACUUUGGCAUGGACCACAACGUGGACCCCAGCGGGAAGUCGGUCGUCAUCAACAAAACCAUCAACACUAGAAUACCCGAUCAAAAAUUCUCAGAGCACAUCAAGGAUGACAGGGCGGACGAUUUUCAGAAACGCUACAUUCUCAAACGAGACAACUCCAGCUUUGAUCGCGACGACAGCACGAUUCGAAUGCGUUUGAAAGCUGACAAGAGGAGCAAAUCGAUGGAGGAGCGGGAGGAGGAGUACCAGCGAGCCAGAGAAAGGAUAUUUGCACAUGAUGGAGAUCACUUCAUACUAGAUAGAAGUGCUCAGGAUGAAGACGCACGCAUGAGCACCCAACAGAGGCGGCAAAUGUUCAGGUUACGAGCCGGCCACUCCGGCGCCAGCCGCCAGAGCAGCUCGGAGACGGAGACGCUGCCGCGGCUCAGCGAGCCCCGGCCGUGGAGCAGCACGGACAGCUCGGACAGCUCCAACCGGCUGGCCCCGCGUCCCCCCAUCACCAAGGCCAGCAGCUUCAGCGGCAUCUCCCCCGGCCUCGUCCGCGGGGACAGCACGGCCAGCAGCAAGAGCACCGGGAGGCUCUCCAAAACAGGUUCGGAGUCGUGCAGUAGCGUCGGCUCCUCGUCCAGCUCGCUGUCCCGUCCUCAGCUGCCCCUCCCGGCGUCAGGCCCGUCCCGGUCCAGCAUCCCCAACGCACCUUUGAUCCACCCGUCCACCGACGCCAGAGGCCCGGGACACCCCGACAUGGCCAAGAGCAUCCCCUCGCAGCAGCCUCUCGCCGCAGACACGACAAACUAUUACGUGUUGCCGCUGGAAGCCUCAGGAAUACCACCUGGCAGUGUUCUGGUCAACCCGCACACAGGCAAGCCUUUCAUCCACCCCGAUGGCAGCGCCGUAGUUUAUAACCCGGCCGGCAUCGCCCCUGCUGUUGGCAGGAUCCCACAGCAGGGGAAAACCCCACAGCAGCCCAUGUCUGCCGCGUCACAGCAGCAGCCAACCAAUCACCUUCACUCCCAGCCGAUCUGUCCUCCUCUCCAGCCGUCCUCUGAGCUUGUCCACAACCCAACGGCCUCUUAUCCUCUUCCACCUCCUCUUCCUCCUUCUCAGUUCCUGCCCGUCUGUCCUAACCAACAAUACUCUGUGCCUGACGCCCUCAGCGCCCAGUUCGGUCACAUGACUCUGGCACAGCAGCCGCCAAACGACGGCGGGUCCUCGGCUCCGGACGGCCGCCACUAUUCCUCCGUGUACCACCACCACCACCACCACCCGUCCCCCAUGAUGCUGCAGGGAGCUCCACCGCAGCAGGUGGCGAGCUACAUAAUGACGGGGCCGUCGGGAGGACACCCAGGGGUUCUGCAGGGUCAACCCGUCCCGCUCCCCACCCCGGGCCCGAACCACGGGUAUCCCAACUCCACCCCGGGCCCCGCUGCUUUCCCGGGACCCUCCCUGAACCAGCCGCUCCUCCAGCAGCACACCUACAUCCAACAGCCUGUCCAACAGAUGUCCACGUGUUAUUGCUCUUCAGCCCACCACCCACACUGCUCCAGCCAGCAGCAGCACUACAGACCCCCCGUCAACGCGCUGCCCUAUAACUGCCCUCAGAGCCAAAACCUGCCCCAGCAACAAGUGCACCAAGCCGUGAUGCCAAACCCAGCGUCCAGCUACCAGACCGUAGUGGGCGUGCAGCCAACACCCAACCUCGCUCUCACUGGCAACCAGCAAAGCAAUAUGGGCAACCAGAUGCAAGGCAUGAUGGUCCAGUACCCUCCAAUGCAGUCUUAUCAGCAGGUUUCUGUUCCACAGCAGACGUACCAGCAGCCAGUGUUUGUGUCCUGCCAGCCGGGACAGGGAACAGUGGCUGUGGCUGGCAUGCAGCCCUGCUACAGCCUGCUCCCCCCUAACCAGCACACCACCAUGAGUUCCACAGUGAGUUUCCUGCCCGCCCAGAUGAUGGAGCAGCUCCAGUUUCCUCAGACCUCGUCUCCCUGCGUCUCCCAGCAGCAUCCAGGCCAACAGUACGCAGGGCUGCUCCACCCGCCCCCCAGCAGCGGGAUGGUGAUGCUGCAAAUGGCGGCGCCCCCCUGCCAGCAGCCCCGGGCCCCCUCCCCGUGUCAGAGGAAACAGCCCAGCCACAAACACUCGGGGCCCGAGUACCAGCGCAGCCGCAGGCCUGCUGAGCUCCCGCCACAUCCAGACAACACACAGAGCAGCCUGCCCUCGUCUCCUUCGCCAGGACAGCCGCCCAGCGUCAAGGGCCUCCCGUCAGGCAUCUCACCCAUCCCUGUCAUGGCCCACCACCCGCACCACCACCACCACCCUCAGCUCCCUACAGCCUUCUGCCACAGUGGACAAGGUGAAGGACACUUCUCUCUACUGGGCCAACCUCUGCAGUACAAACCCUCCAUCAGACCUCCGCUGAUCAACACUGCACACAUGGUGGUUAAACACCAGGGUCCACUGGGGGUUUGGCGUAGCAGCGGUCAUGGGAGGAAGGCCAACAGAAAAUCUCUGUCUUCAGAUCUCAGUGUAGGUGAAGCAGUGAGCAGUCAGACUCUGGAAGUGACACAUCCUCCGGAGGGGAUCGGCUGUGCAGACUCCAACCAUCUCCUGGCAGAGCUGUGCAAAAGGAGCGAACUGAUGCAGCGGCUGUCGGACCGUCGGCUCUGCGGCGCCACCAGAGACGCUCCCGGCAGAGACCUGGCCACAUCGUACUCUGUCUUUACGCUGCUCCCCUCCAGAUACACCGGCCACAGCGGCCCCCCCGGCCACCUAUAAACCUCGAACUAUAGCGCCAGACACAAAGGGGAAGCCGUGCGACUCGGACAAGGCCCGGCUCACAGCCGCUAAGGCGUCGGUGCAUCUGAGGAGGAGCCACGUGAACGCACAUCCAAACCACCUGCCUCUGCUGCCUCAGUCUGGACCGUCUCCCAGACUCCCUCCGCAUCAAAAACAACACAACAAUAUCAAACGUUUGAAGAAUGAAUGUUCACUUUUAUUUAGUUUUAGUUCAUUUUAUCUUUUAGUUUCUUCUGGCCCGACAGGACGACGCAGGGUGGACUCGACGCCCCCGCUCUAGUCUAAACAUCUAGUUUGCUGUUCUAAGGUGAAACUGUUUGGAGAGCUUUGGGAUUUAUUUGCCAGAUAAAAAUGUUUGCGUAUCCACUUUGACAGCAGGUGUAUGACUCGAAUGUUUUUGUGCCCUUUUUUUUUUUUCUUUUCGUUUUUCGAAAAUUAGACGGUUUCAUUUCACAUUUAAAUAGCAAGUGUUUUCAGUUUCAUUAAGUUCUGUUCGAUAAUUUCCAGCGGCUGGACUCGAGCUCGACUCCAGCGACCGACUUCUUGAAACGCAGCAGUAUUUAUCUCACGUCAACGCACCGCGGCAGAUGUGUGAGUCACAGUGUGAGUCUGUACAAUAAGAAACACUGAAUGACAGAUGUACUACCUUAAUUAUUUAAAGUCACCGUCAAACACAGUGAAUGUUGCAUUUGCACUGAAGUGAUGAUCAAGAUGGAGAUUUGACUGGUAUCAGCCCGGGCCUGGAUUUUCUUUUAUUAACCCCCCAAUUACCUGUUUGUUGCACUCGGCCAGGGCACUUUGUUUUAUAUAUUAAAUUAAAAUGUUUAUAUGCACAAGAAAAA